CCCACUUGUGCCACUCAUCAUGCGCGCGCUUCUGGGCGAAGACCUGCGGACCUAUGUCGACGUCAUAGCGAUCGUCCGGCAACUGCAAGCGCCGACGUCCGAGUUCACGACACUGCCGUCGCGCUUCGUGGUACCGGCCGAGACGCCAUGGCCGCCGGCGCUGCAUAGGCGCGUCCUGGACGUCGCCAAGCUCCGCAAGCACUACGCCGCCAAGCUCCUGCCUCGCAGCGUCGUCGACGAAUUAGACUUGCUUGGAUUUGUAUGGGACCCCAAGGAGCACAGCUGGGUCCUUCGGCUCUGUGCGCUGCGCACGUACAAGGACCUCUAUGGUCAUGUGGCGGUGCCGUAUGAAUUUGUCGUGCCAGAGACCUCGGACGUCUGGCCGCUCGACGUCCGCGGCACCAAGCUUGGCGUCGCCGUCACGAACCUACGAUCGCGCGCCGCGUCGCUCUCGCCCUCUCGGAAGCAAACGCUCGACGAUCUCGGCUUUGUCUGGGACAGUCAGGAGCUCGUGUUCCAGAUUAAGCUGCAGGCGCUGGCAGCGUUCGCGUCGCUCUUCCACCACGUUGCCGUGCCGUUCGAGUUCAAGGUGCCAGAAGCCUCGCCGCUCUGGCCGCCGCCCUGCUGGGGCCUCAAGCUUGGCCGAGCGGUGCAUGAUCUACGCUGCCGCGCGGGGAGUCUCACGCUACACCGCCGGCGCCAGCUCGACGCGCUGGGGUUUGUCUGGGACAGCCACGAGUCGAGUUGGGAUAUGAAAGUGCGUGCGAUGGAGCUCUACAAGGAGCUGCACGGCAACCUCCUCGUGCCCCAAGACUUUGUCGUUCCGCCGACGCUGCCGUGGCCGCGACCCAUGUGGGGACUCAAACUCGGCCAAGCGAUCACCAACAUUCGGUUUCGAACCACGACGAUCGACCGCCGCGCGCAGCUGGAAGAGCUAGGGUUUGUGUGGGACUACCCCGAGCUCCGAGGCGAAGCAAAGCUGCUUCUCGCCUUGACAAAGCCGACACCAGCUUCGUCGCUCAUCACCAGCUGCGCUCCGAUGCGAAGAAAGCAGCGAAUGGACGCGUGGCACGCGACCGAAGUCGAGUCCUAAUUUGGUGUCUCAACUGAAUGUGCCACCUUGUAGC
This is a messenger RNA of Saprolegnia diclina VS20, 1127 nucleotides long. RefSeq lists its product as hypothetical. The coding region runs from base 20 to 1093 and encodes 357 amino acids. The record is from RefSeq and is a predicted model, not a curated record. The transcript has 2 exons. Lineage: Eukaryota; Oomycota; Saprolegniomycetes; Saprolegniales; Saprolegniaceae.